Messenger RNA from Ilyonectria robusta, 2104 nucleotides. RefSeq lists its product as uncharacterized. Gene Ontology annotation, biological process: DNA-templated transcription; regulation of DNA-templated transcription. The record is from RefSeq and is a predicted model, not a curated record. The transcript has 5 exons. Lineage: Eukaryota; Fungi; Ascomycota; Sordariomycetes; Hypocreales; Nectriaceae. Bases 182 to 2080 code for a protein of 632 amino acids. Gene Ontology annotation, molecular function: DNA binding; zinc ion binding; DNA-binding transcription factor activity, RNA polymerase II-specific.
CGCAAUUCAUCAACCCAUUUGGCCUCAUGUUGGGGAUCUAUCGGGGCUCAAGUCUUCCGGGAAACACCGAUCUCGACACCCCACGCCCACUGUCUCUCUCCGUCUGUCACGAAAUCGCCCGAGAGCCACACACCGGUGAUAGGGGGACGCGACCUUCACUAACGCCUUGAUAUCCUUGAUUAUGUCGACGACAUGGGCCCUUGGCAUAUCGAGAAAGCGAGCAUGCGAUUCUUGCUACAGGAGGAAGAUCCAGUGUGAUUCAACCGACUCGGGUGCUCCCUGCAAUUGGUGCCAUCACCAUGGCGAUACCUGCACUUUCACCAGGCAUAGGAAGAAGCCGAAAACUAGGAACAAGUUCAAGACUGCACAGAGCUUGUCUCAGCGACUUGAGCAUAUCGACAACGCUCUUGUCCAGGUAGCCACUCACCAGGACACCGAAGACCCUUCGGCGGCACCGAAGACGCCGAGGCCCACGCCCCCCGUGGCCAUCCCGGGUUCACAGACAGGCAUAAACGAUCUACUGAGUCAGUGUGCUGACUCUCACCACAUAACUGAGUUUUCCGGUCUGAUAAUUCCUGGCGGCUGUCCAUACACAUGCAAUCCCUCGAGUCAGUUAGAACAUGUCGGCUCCGAAGCUAGUAUACCGACUCCCUUCGAGUGCGAUCCGAAAUGGCUGCGGUCUAAAAUAGCAGACAAAGCCGCACUUUAUUCUAUGCAGCAGCGGCCGGUUUAUGAGCCGAAUCUGUCACCCUCACGUUUAUUCACUUCGUUGGGAACCCUUAAUGAUCUUCCUAGCAAAGCUUCAGUCAAACAAGCGCUCAAUACCUUUUCCGCUUCUGCGAUAGGGCUUGUGUUUCCCCUAGUGGACCCUGUGUUGUUCGAAGGUACCAUUACAAAAGCAUUUGAACCGUGCGAUGGAACCCCUUCGAUGGACCGUACGAGCGCUAGAGCAUGUGUCUUGGCCUUUCUCUCCGCUAUGCACUUUCUGCAGGCGCACGCUGGCGUACUGCCUUCUGUGGACGGCCAUAUGUGUGCAGCCAAAGUAUUUCACGCACUGUCAGAUGUACUCGAGGAUGUGAGCAUAGUAACUCUUCAGACAAUUCUGAUGCUACAUAUUCACCAAACCUUUUCCGGCCGUCUGAAAUCUGCCCUCCGGCUGCAUUCGAUUGCCUGCCGCCUUGUCAUCGUUUUAGGUGGACACAUGCACCAGCCUACCAAGUCACGUACCGCCGAACCAACUCUCGCGGACAGAGAAAAUCACCAGCUACGGAUGCUAUUUUGGCAGUGCUACAUUUUCGACAAGCAGAUCAUGAUACGGACUCAUCAGCCUCCCCUCAUUCCUGAUGACUAUUGCGAUCUUACACCGCCGGGUAAUAAUCACCUUCCAUGUGACACUUACUUGAGUCACAUCAAAUCCAAGGCCUACCGGUUGCUGUACUCGGAGCAGGCUCGACAGAAAUCAGAUGCUGAACUUCUCUGCGCUAUCCGAGAGCUAGAUGCCGAUCUCGAGGAGUGGCGGUCGUCUAUCCCCCUUGACUUACGGCCUGCACUCUCACUCAUCAAUAAGUCCAGCGUUCGCCUUCCCAAAUUGAUGGCCCUGGUAAUGAUGCGUCACGUUUUCCUUUGUUUUGAAUACCACCACCUCGUCAUAUUGAUACACCAAGCCAGCAGAAGGUGUCGUCCUUUACACUUUGAACCAGGCAUGGGAUGCAAAUACAGUCCGAGUGUUCAAUCUAGUGCCACCAUUGCUCUAGAAGCAAGCCGCUCGACUGUGAUCUACUUAGAUGCAGCGCUUCAUAAACUUGAGAGCGGAACAUUUUGGUUGCUUUCGUUCUAUCUAAGGACCGCUACCAAGGUGCUCUUUGUGAAUAUUCUCUCAGAUCCUCUCAAGCCACAAGCAAAAAGUGAUUUGGACCUUAUGCGUUCAGCUGCUAUUCUCAUCAGAAAUAUGCCAGGAUAUAGUGCAUCCAAUAAUGAAGCUGACUCUAUGGAGAGCGUAGAUAGUUUUGUGGAUGAGCUGAUACGCCUUGGAAAUUGUGCCAUCUUGAAAGGUGCACAGGAGAGGAACCAACUUAUUUAGGAAUAGGAUAAACUUUGGGCAAUA